AAACGGCGGAAAACAUUGGGUACUCGUGCAACUUACUGCGGGAGGAGAUGAACGACGUCUUCAUCAUAUCAGCCAAUUCUCCCGAGGACGUCAGACAGGAACUGAGGGAUGCAAGAACCUCCAUGAAACCAGGAGAGGAUUCAGUGUUUUUCCCGGAAGGCACUCUGGGUAAAGGUGUGAAAGUGAUGGCAGACGAGGCGGUGAAUGGAGAGUACGGCUUGGUCAUCAACGGACACAGCCUGGCGUACGCCCUGGAGCGCAGCAUGGAGCUGGAGUUCCUGAGGACAGCGUGCAUGUGUAAGGCUGUGAUCUGCUGCAGGGUCACUCCUCUGCAGAAGGCUCAGGUGGUGGAGCUGGUGAAGAAGUACAAGGGGGCGGUGACCCUGGCCAUAGGAGACGGAGCCAACGACGUCAGCAUGAUCAAAG
Messenger RNA from Notothenia coriiceps (black rockcod), 426 nucleotides. RefSeq names its product phospholipid-transporting ATPase ID-like. The annotation marks the transcript as partial. The transcript has 3 exons. Gene Ontology annotation, biological process: phospholipid translocation; Golgi organization. Gene Ontology annotation, cellular component: trans-Golgi network; plasma membrane. Gene Ontology annotation, molecular function: ATPase-coupled intramembrane lipid carrier activity. The record is from RefSeq and is a predicted model, not a curated record. Lineage: Eukaryota; Metazoa; Chordata; Actinopteri; Perciformes; Nototheniidae.